GUGAAAGCCUUUGUUCACAUUCUUAGAAGGUUGCCCAGUUCGAUGCUCAGUGUCAUGGACGCACCCGCUCAUACAAAGGCGCAAACAUAUUUAUUUGAUAAGCCUUCGCAGUAUUGUUAACUCUCUUAGUCGAUCAUUGGUCGAUCAAGCGAAGGGUCUAAGGACAGCCGCGCAGCACUGGUUGCAUAGCUGUAUAAGCAACGGAAUCUGACCUGCUAUUACGCCCCUCCGCGCCUCGCUGGACGCCCCAGGGACUUGCGCUUUAAAACCGAGCCAACCAACUUUGAAGUUCGUCCUCCUAACCCCCUCGAGAUGUCUGUGCGAGAUUCUGCAGUUGGUCUCGGGACAACAGGUUAUGCAAAGAAGGCCAAGGAAUUGAUUAAGGUUAUUGGUGAUAUUCGGGCUCUUGGUGGACAGGGCGACUUGGACCUUCCAAGGAUCGCUGUCAUAGGAAACCAGUCGGCAGGGAAAAGCUCGCUCAUUGAGGCGAUAUCGGGGAUCACCGUUCCCCGUGCAAGUGGGACGUGCACAAGGUGUCCCAUGGAAUGCCGGCUCCAGCAAUCCGAUGAGCUGUGGAGGUGCCAGGUGUACCUCCGGUUCGAUUAUGACACUCUGAACCGCCCCAAACUCGAGGUUCAUGAGGAGAAAUUUGGCCCGAUGUUGCACGACCCCGCUGCUUUGGAAAUCAUGUUGCGGAGGGCUCAGCUUGCGAUAUUGAACCCUACCGUUGACGCGAAGAGAUUUGAAGACUUGGAUAUAGAUUCCUUGGAUGAUGAAUACCCUCCGCUCGGAUCCUCAGAGCAACUAAAUUUUUCUUCCAAUGUAGUCUGUGUGGAUGUGUGGGGUCCAUAUCUUCCAAAUCUGUCCUUUGUCGACCUUCCCGGCAUCAUCUCUAACGUGGCGGAUGAGAAGGACUCGGGGAAUAUCGAUGCAGUGAAGAAUAUGGUUAAAAAGCAUAUUGAAGGGAAUUGUUUAAUUCUACUCACUAUAACAAUGCGAGAUGAUAUUGAUAACCAGAGCGCGGCUUGGUUGGCAAAGCAAGCCGACCCAGAUGGACUUCGGACCAUCGGAGUUCUGACGAAGCCGGACACCCUUCAAGAUGGCGAGGAGAAGGGUUGGGUUGACGUCCUGGAGGGUCGAAAGCAUCCAUUAAAGUUGGGGUAUUAUAUUACUAAGCAGCCUGCUCCUAAGGAUCUCUUGGAGAAAAUUACGCAUGCUGAAGCUCGAGCUAAGGAGCGCGACUUUUUCCGAGACCAUCCGACUUGGUCCAGGUUGCCUAAGAGUCGUAUGGGCACGGAGAUGCUUGGUGUUAGUCUGAGCAAGCUUCUUUCACAAUUGAUCGAUCGGACUCUCCCGAAGCUUCGCGAGCAGGUCCGAGAGCAGAGUAAAGCAACAGAUGGGGCCUUGGCUCGGCUUCCAGCUAAAAUAACUAAUCUUCCAGCGGUGGAGAUCAACGCCCUCAUCGGUCGUUUCUACGAGGAAAUGAGGUCUUACGUCGAGGGAGCGCAAGGAUAUGAGACUCUCCUGCAUGGUUGUUUGGAGCCAUAUUCCACAUUUAGAUAUGAGAUCAGGGCCACUGCACCUGUUUUCGACCUCAGUGAUCCGCCAAAACCUGCUGAUUUGCCCUACGGAUCAGGAGAUGCCACUGACGAGUCUUCAAUUGGGGGGUCCUCACGGAAGACUACUCUUCAAGAGUUGAGGAUGAUUAUCGAUCGGCACCUCACCAAGGAGCUUCCUGGCAACGUUCCGUUCUCUGCGAAAUUGAGCUGCAUGCUUAAUUGUCUCAAGGAGUGGUCGGCGCUGGCUGAUGCAUGUUUCGACUCUGUCUUUUUUAUGGCUGAAGAUCACUGUGUUCAAAUUGCCCGAACGCACUUCGAUCGAUUCACGUAUUCUUCACUGAAUACUAUCAUCAGGGAUACUGUUGCGAAAGAGCUUCUUCGUGCAAAAAAUGAGAUUGACGAAAAACUUCGUUGGGUGAUAAAAUUGGAGUCCACACCGUUCACGCAGAACGCGCACUAUUUUACUUCCUGCAAAGAGAGAUACCUGGUGGAAUACAAAGCGAAACGGCCCACGAGCAAAUUGAUAAUUAGUUAUCUAGAAAACGCGCUCGUAUCCUUGCGUGCCGCUGGGUCCUCGAUCAGAUCGAUAGAGGAGAUCAAGAAAUAUGAAGAAGAUCCGUAUGAGCGGGAGAUCAGCGUCGCAGCGGAGGUCCGGGCAUAUUUCCAAGUUGCUUAUAAGCGCAUCAUUGACCUUGUCCCUCGGAUCAUAAAUAUCGAUUUUAUCUCAGAGUUGCAUAUAAGACUCCGAGCUGCCCUUGAGAAAGAACUCGGAGUUGGUACGGAGGCAGGGAUUAAAUUGGCUGCCAAAUUGUUGGAGGAAGAGCCAGAUGUGUUGAAUAAACGAGAGGAGCUGGAAGCGAAGCAGAAACGACUGCGUGAGAUCCAAUUAAGGCUCAAUGGAUCGCUUGUCUAGCUUGAGAAACCUGGCGUAGUGCAGAGUCCCUCGUCAGGCGUAACGGUUUAAUGCAUAUAGCUUUCCCACAAAGGGCUUCCCUUCAGCUCAGAAGCCAGUCGCAGCACCAGCAGAACUGAACAUGGGUUUCUGAUAAUACAGUUUCGCACGUAUGUGCUUUCCUCGGGCAGCCGGGACUACCUCAUCAGUCUUCCGAUACGAUGCUCCAUUGCCCCGCAGUA
Cantharellus anzutake is the source of this 2693-nucleotide messenger RNA. RefSeq names its product P-loop containing nucleoside triphosphate hydrolase protein. NCBI's taxonomy places the organism in Eukaryota, Fungi, Basidiomycota, Agaricomycetes, Cantharellales, Hydnaceae. Gene Ontology annotation, molecular function: microtubule binding; GTPase activity; GTP binding. The record is from RefSeq and is a predicted model, not a curated record. The coding region runs from base 313 to 2472 and encodes 719 amino acids. The transcript is spliced from 16 exons. Gene Ontology annotation, cellular component: membrane; cytoplasm; microtubule.